UAUCAAUUUACAUAAGUAAGAUAUCAAAAACACGGUGACAAGACUCUGCCGUCUCCCACAGUACCUGGUGCAGCUCCCAACAUGACGACGACGACGCUGCUGUUGCUGACUUCGGUCCUGGGCACGGCCCUCGCAGUCACCCCCCACAUCUUGACCCCACAGGCCAAACAGGCCCCCGAGGCUGCCCUAAUCAUCGUGCCCGGGGCCUACGUGAAGGGACAGCAGUAUAUCCCUCUAGCGCAGGAAAUACAGAAGUCGUCUCCCCUGAAACUCUGGGUAGCUGUUCUAGAAGGGUUUAUCGGUGAUCUCCCGAAUCCCAUACAGCUGUCGGGAGCUGUGACGGACGCCAUUGCGCAGCUCCGGAAGAGCGGAAUGACGUCAGACAACGUCUUCUUGGCAGGACACAGUCUCGGAGGCGUCUUUGUUGGAAAUCAUGGGAAGUCUCAUGCCAAACAGUUAAAGGGCAUCCUGCUGCUGGCGUCCUACAUCACCAAGGGGAAUCCCCUGUCCCAGUAUCCUCUUCCUGUCCUCACUAUCUCCGGUGACCUGGACGGUAACACUCGUAUCACCAGGAUCGCCGACAGCUUCCAAGAGUUACAGAGCGACGUUGCCAAGAACGCCAACGCUAUGUACCGUACCCCCGUCGUCAUCAUGUCUGGCAUCAACCACGCCCAGUUCGCAUCCGGCACCAUGCCCUCCGGGGUCCUCAAGGUCGACCUUCCCGCAGAAGUCAGUGAAGCAACAGCGCACAACGUGAUUGCGCAGCACUGCAAUAACUUCCUGGUUGCAACGCUUCAGCAGCCGCAGACCGACGUCACGAAGGCCAAGGCCGCCCUCAAGCUGGCGUAUGACGCUACUAGUCGCAUCAUGAAACCGCUGCUCACCCUCAAGACUCUGGACAUGAAUGACCAGAAUAUGUCCGGCUGGACCAUCCAAGCCCAGAAAAUGUUGCUAGGCGACAUCGCCAAGACGCUGAAGGUAACCAGCAAGGAGGAGGGUGAGCCUGCGUUUUUGCUGGCAAAGGCAGACACAGGCACCAACAUCGUCGACACCGUCACCCACGUCUCCCUGCCUCUCAACCCCCUGGAUGUCUCCACAAACAAAGCUUCACCAGAUCAACUCGAGGCCAAGAUGAAGACACGCGAGGCAGUCGUAAAGUCUAUGUCGGGGGUCAAGGCCGGACCAGGUCCCACCAUCACAUGCAAGGACAUCAACGAGGCUGCAUUCCAGCUGGCUCUCAGCUCUUCCUCUAGUGUGGCUAGGACACGCUACCAGAAACGUGCAGUGAGGAAACUGGUUUUCAAAGAUGACGUCAAACUUAGCACUGGCAUCCAAUGGGUGGGACGGACCUUGGGACUGAAGGAAACAGGGAAUGCGCUGGAGGUAACUUCUGCCUCUCUAGUGACAGCUGCCGACUACACCAUCCCAUCUUUCGCUGGCAUGUACUACUGCAAGCUGUUGGCUCCGUACCGUGCCAUGGAGUGGAUCUAUGUGGACUCACUCCGAAGAAAUACCUCUCCCAGUCUGGUGGGGUGAUGUGAAAUGUAUUUAAACUACCUAAGAAAUUUAGACAUGUAAUAUAAUAAAUUGGUUUACUCUUUUGCA
Messenger RNA from Haliotis rubra (blacklip abalone), 1605 nucleotides. RefSeq lists its product as uncharacterized. Gene Ontology annotation, molecular function: hydrolase activity. The record is from RefSeq and is a predicted model, not a curated record. The transcript is spliced from 7 exons. Bases 82 to 1536 code for a protein of 484 amino acids. NCBI's taxonomy places the organism in Eukaryota, Metazoa, Mollusca, Gastropoda, Lepetellida, Haliotidae.